AUGCUUCCCGUCUCUAUAGGGAACUUCUCCACUUCUCUUAUAAAGUUUUAUGCCCAUGCUUGCAAAAUCAACGGCCAAAUUCCAAAUGAAGUUGGGAACUUAAGAAGCUUAUUAAUCCUUGAUAUUUCUGGAAACAACUUGGUUGGAUCAAUUCCCACAUCAAUUGGCAACUUGAGAAAUCUUCAGGUCUUGAACUUGUAUGAAAACACUCUUACAGGACUUAUUGGAGAUAGUCUAUGUAAAUUGCAAAGAUUGGGUAACAUUUACUUUGGUCAAAAUCAACUUCCAGGAUCUCUUCCAAAUUGUUUAGGAAACGUUACUUCCCUUAGAGAGAUAUAUCUGGGUUCCAAUAAAUUGAGUUCCAAUAUACCAGCAAGCUUAGGGAAUCUUAAGGAUCUAGUGGUUCUUGACUUAUCGUCAAACAACAUGGGUGGCUCUUUGCCUGCAGAAAUUGGAAAUCUAAAGGUUGCGGUAUACAUGGAUCUGUCAAUGAAUCAAUUCUCAAAUGGAAUUCCUAGAGAAAUUGGAGGAUUACAAAAUUUGGAGAAACUUUCUUUGAGUCACAACAAGUUGCAAGGAUCUAUACCUGACUCUAUGAGCAACAUGAUAGGUUUGGAAUUUUUAGACGUUUCUCGUAACAAUAUAACGGGAAUCAUUCCCAAAACCCUGGAGAAACUUCAAAAUCUCAAGUAUUUCAAUGUUUCUAUCAACAAAUUGUAUGGUGAAAUACCCUCAGGAGGUCCUUUCAAGAACCUAUCGAGUCAGUUUUUCAUCUACAAUGAAGCAUUGUGUGGUUCUUCAAGAUUUAGUGUCCCGCCAUGCCCCACUUCAUCAAAGCAUAGAUCAAAUAGGAAAAAAUUGUUAGUUCUAUUUCUUAUGAUGGGAAUUGCACUUGUAUUUAUUCCUAUUGCCCUUAUGCUCGUAUGGAUAAGGUAUAGAGGAGGUAAAAGAGCACCUCAACAAGCUGAUUCAUUGUCUACCGCAACAAGAGGAAGAAUUUCAUACUAUGAAUUGCUCGAAGCAACUGAUGCGCUUAGUGAGAGUAAUUUGAUUGGUUCUGGGAGUUUUGGAGGUGUCUACAAAGGAAUUCUCAGAAAUGGGACUACUAUUGCAGUUAAAGUGUUCAAUCAGCAAUUGGAAGUGUCAUUCAAGUGUUUUGACACAGAAUGUAAAAUUUUGCGCAGCAUUCGCCAUAGGAAUCUAGUAAAAGUCAUCACUAGUUGUUCCAAUCUUGAUUUUAAGGCUUUGGUGCUCGAGCAUAUGCCUAAUGGGGUCUUGAGAAGUGUUUGUUUUCACACAACUACUUCUUAG
Lycium barbarum (goji berry) is the source of this 1311-nucleotide messenger RNA. Its product is annotated as probable LRR receptor-like serine/threonine-protein kinase At3g47570. Gene Ontology annotation, biological process: protein phosphorylation. The transcript has a single exon. Gene Ontology annotation, molecular function: protein binding; ATP binding; protein kinase activity. Lineage: Eukaryota; Viridiplantae; Streptophyta; Magnoliopsida; Solanales; Solanaceae. The record is from RefSeq and is a predicted model, not a curated record. Bases 1 to 1311 code for a protein of 436 amino acids.